Molecule: messenger RNA, 1887 nt
Organism: Topomyia yanbarensis
Lineage: Eukaryota; Metazoa; Arthropoda; Insecta; Diptera; Culicidae
Gene: MED30
Product: mediator of RNA polymerase II transcription subunit 30
Exons: 2
Coding region: 110-1036 (308 amino acids)
Biological process (GO): positive regulation of DNA-templated transcription
Cellular component (GO): mediator complex
Molecular function (GO): transcription coregulator activity
Source: RefSeq, a predicted model, not a curated record
AAACAAAAUUUGUGUCAAAAAUCUUCUGUUGAUCGAAUUGUUUACUAAUUUCGCCAACCAUACCGGAGAAAUACCGCUUUCGUUUUUAUCGCAGACAUUCGUUAAAACAAUGUCCGGGCAGUUUCCUAGUGGCUACCAAAGUCCCAGUGGGCAGCGAGGUAAUUUUAACAGUCCAAUGAUGCAGCAGCAGUUAAAUCAAAUGGGUGUUUCCAAUCAGAUGGGAAUGAUGGGCUUUGGCCAAAACAAUGUUAUGUCAAAUCAGCAACAAAUGCAAUCGACCGGCUCCCAGGGUGGCCAAGAAAUGGUCAUGAACCCAAACGUUCAACAGCAGCAAUUGCAGAUGACCGGCCAGCAACCUUCAAAUCCGAGUCAAGUGCCCGGCCAAGGCCAGCAGCAACCACAGGGUCAAAAUCAGCCACAACAGCAACAGCAAGCACCACAACAAUCUCCACAGCUUGGAAUGGCUACUGCUGGUCAAAAUCCUACAACUACCGGAGGAAAUAUGAUGACAAACGCACCGCCAGGACAGCCUGGAUCUGGCCCGGUAGCAAAUCUACAAGCGUCAAAUACACAGCAGAAAGAGUUUAACCUACUGACGCUUUGCCGAAUCGGUCAAGAAACUGUACAGGAUAUCGUAAGUCGUUUCCAGGAAGUGUUCGGUAUUCUACGUGUAAUUCAACCACCGAAUGGAACGAAUCAAGGGCUCACCUCUAGCAAUGACAAGAAAGCUAAAGUUCAAGAACAAUUUCGUACUAUCCGAUUGCUGUUUAAAAGAUUGCGGCUGCUGUAUGAUAAAUGCAAUGAUAACUGUCAGCAGGGUAUGGAAUACACGCACGUGGAGAGUUUGAUUCCUUUGAAGGGUGAACAAGAACGGGCUGAGCCGGUGCACACGGAAGAGUACAAGAAAGCACUGCAGGAGAACCGCGAACUCAUUGAAAUUGUGAUGCUCAAGAACAAACAGUUGAGGGAGAUUAUUGACAAGAUACGGCUCACGAUUUGGGAGAUCAAUACAAUGCUGAGCAUGAGAAGGUGUUGAGGGUAAUAAGUAAGCUCGAAUCUUACGCUACUUUUGUAGUAAGGGGGAAAACAAUUCGACAUAGAUUUUUCAUUAGGGCUUAAAUCGUAAAUGUAAACAAACUGCGUUUUCGAUAUUAUGUCAUUAUGUGACUAAAAUGCUACAAGAUUGAGGUGAAAAUUAGUUAAAAUGGUUUAAAGAUCGAUUUAUAAUUAAAGAAAACAAAACGACGAAACAUUCAUUUUCUUCGAGAAUGCGACUUAGGCCCUUCUCAUAUGGAAUAUAAAGGCUAAACUAACAUUUUUUGACAAGGGCAAAUGGUUAUUAUUCACAAAAUUAUUCUGUAAACGGCGGUUCUAUUAUAUAAAUGAUAAUUAAUAUCUAUUGUGAUCAUGUCUACUCGGUGGUUGCUGCAAAUAAACAUUCGAGUAUUUCAAUAUUUUCAAGAAAUUUGAAGAAAAGAUGCACGCGCCCUUUCAUUUACAUUGGGUUUCUAUGCGCCCAUUUGCUGAGCCCUAUUAAAAAUAUCCUAUCAAGCUCGCCUAUUUACCCAGCUCUACCCAGCAAAACAGAGUUAGUUUAGUCAGUUUAGACCAUUUACCUUCUGAAAAUCAUGUUCACGGUUUAGCCCUCUCGCAAAAAACGAUUGCUGGAGGGGGAAAUCACGACUGGAAUGCAAAUUGGGCGUAGCCAUUUUCUAGUUUCUACCCACUAAAACACAUAGGAAUCAAAUUCUUUGUUGUAUUGUUAUAAGGUUUAAUCAAAGAUGCUUUAGGAAAAACAUGGUCAUAAAGUAAUUUAUACCUACAAUAACAGCUACAUUUAGAAAAGCAUCGUUGAGUAUUGAAACUGAUUUUUCUCCAUUUGAGUAC